This is a messenger RNA of Photinus pyralis (common eastern firefly), 1080 nucleotides long. Its product is annotated as GTPase-activating protein skywalker-like. Lineage: Eukaryota; Metazoa; Arthropoda; Insecta; Coleoptera; Lampyridae. The record is from RefSeq and is a predicted model, not a curated record. The coding region runs from base 502 to 1065 and encodes 187 amino acids. The transcript is spliced from 2 exons.
AUGUCGGUCACGUUAUCCUAUGGGAUUUCUCGAUUGUAAAGGAGUGGUUUAAUACUGUACGGAGCGGGAGUAUCGGGAAGUGAUAAAUCGGCAACAAUUCGAUAAAAUAAAAAAAAAAACUUGGGUAGUUACUCUAGACACUUCCUGUACUAUUUGUUUAAUAAUUUACGAAGUUUAUUCGGGUUUUAACACACAUUCUACCGCUGUAGUAUGUGACAUUUAUACAGCAAAUAUUCAUCCACUUAGGAUUAAACUCUUAUAUACCUACCUACUAUAAUAAUAAUAAUAAUAAUACGUGGGUAUAGUUCGCGAGAGGGUUGAGUAAUCGCGUAAAAACAAUUGGCGCUGACAGCGGGUGUAUCGAUCGUCCAUUUCCCUAAUGUCUGUGUUGCAAGGGUUAAGAAUAGUCUACCAUUAAAUCUUCCAGGGCAAACAGAAAUAUCAAAAAAUGGUGCAGGACCUCACGUAAUCUACUGCGCUUAUUGGGCAGUAGGUUUAGAGAUGCCCACUAUGCUCUCGGUUUUAGAAGAAGAAGAAGGCACCGUAAAUGGAUUUCCUUCUCACGUGGACGCCAGUGCAAUAACAAUUUUACCUCCGAGUCCGACUAAUAAGCCGCUCAAAACUUUUUUGGACGUACAAACGCUCGUGCUGCAGGGACGUAAACAAGAUGUUAAGAACAUACUUCGUAAUAACGGCUGGCCUGUAGAUAAUUUAAUUAGGAAACAGUUAUGGCCAAUGUUAUGUGGACAGCAUCACAACAGUAAAUCAAGUGAUUCGGAUGGAUUUUACUGGGACAUGGUUACGCAAGUGUUUGGUAGUACGGAAAUUCCCGACAAAUCGGUUAGCUUACCUCCGUUUGUGGAACCGGCUCACUGCCAGGCUUACUAUCUUACACAUCGUGGACGUAGUAUAGCGGAUCGUGUAGUGUCUGUUCUCGGAUACGCUUGCCCAGAUAUUGUGUAUAGUCCCAGUUUAUAUCCCAUAUGUGCACUGCUUCUUCAUUUCAUGUCGGGUAAGUACCAAUACUAUUUAUUACACACACACACAAGGGCCGAUUGUUGCUGAGUUCCAUAUUAAAGA